CACUGAAUAGGCUACCCAGGUGUUUCAAAAUAAACAAACAAACAAACAAGCAAACAGUGUAUACGAGUGGUUAGUGCGCUCAGUCCCAAGAAAGAAUAACCAUGAAAGUAAAGAGUUUAAAACUGAAAUUCAUUCUAGAGGGACCAAAAAAUGACAAAACAAUGAUUAUGCUUAGGUCACAUUUCAAAACCGAGACCAGGUCGGGCUGGUUGGCGAAACGAAAAAUAGAAUUGUGCAUCAAGAAAUCAAUGAUGCACAAAUUGUGUAUAGGAUACGUACAGUCAUGUCCAUUUAUAUAUGACAUUUAAUCUACUGCCCAAUCACCUUCAAGUUCAAGGGUUGCCUACCUUACCUUAUGUAACGUUACAGCUCAAAAUGGCGGGAAAGCUAAGGACCACCGCUGCUGUCGUACUGCUGUCCCUGGCCGACGUUGCCGCCAACACCAUCCUGUACAUGAACGGUGCGGAUCUCCACAAGUUCACGCACGACAUCAGCUUCUUCAGCAUCUUCACGUCUUUGUUGGACAUUUGCAUAUUCGGGAUGCUGAGAGGAUGUGUGACGUUUGGAGCUGUCCUGUCCGUGCUGUUCAACGCCAGAGAUGCUGUUCCAAGGCUCAAACUGUCAAGGUCGUGGGUCGGAGUCUUACCAGCUGCUAUGUGUGCGUACAGUCUUGUCAAGAUUUUGCUGUAUUCAGAAAAAGAAGUCGAGUUUCCUCACAAGCCCUGGUUCUGGGUUGUCUUUGUAGGCAGCAUCGUCGGAUGUGUGGUGUUCUACCUAAACUGGACCUUACUGUCAAAAAUCAGUACUCAGUCUUACAGAAGUAUAAACUCGGAGGAAGGAACAGACGAGGAAAGGGAACGGUUGCUCGAGAGUGAAGUGGGCAGCAAAUCGAACCUGCCAUCGGUGAAGAAGCUGUUCUCUUAUUCGAAGCCUGCUAUACCGUACUUUCUUGCGGCGACGACUUUCCUGAUUGGUGGCGCUGUAGGUGACAUCUUCGUCCCCUACUACACCGGCCAGGUGAUUGACGGGAUAGCCAAAAUACAAACGUCUCAGGACAAGUUCAUCCACGCCAUCAUCGUCAUGUCCCUUUUGAAGGCCUUGAGUGCAGUCUGCUAUGGCAUGCGUAGUGGACUGUUCGAGAUCACCAAAAUAAAGCUGAACAUUCGGAUCCGAAACCUGCUGUUCCGGUCCAUCACCCGUCAGGAGAUCGGCUUCUUCGACACCAUCAAAACUGGUGAAAUCACUUCUCGUCUCAUCUCUGACACGACCACGACCACCACCACUCUCAUCGACCAUCUGAAGGUGUUCUGCGCCAGCAUGAUCCGGAUGGUCGGCACUGUCAUCUUCAUGUUCAGGUUGUCAUGGCGACUGUCAAUCCUCGUCGCCAUCUUGUUACCCGUCAUGGCCGUCAUCAUGAAAGUCUACGGAGACUACUUAAAGAAAGUGGCCGUUGACAUCCAGACGUCCUUUGCCAGAGCCAACGAGGUUGCGGACGAGACGUGCUCCAACAUGAGGACGGUCCGAAGCUUUGCAAACGAGGACAUGGAGUGCGAGAGAUACAGCAACCGGCUUAAAGAUACCUACAAGCUGUACAUCAAGAAAGCCUUGCUAGAAGGGAGUCUCAAUACGAUUGAACAUCUGUUCGGCCUUGCCCUGUUUGUGUUGACCUUGUACUACGGCGGCCAUCUUGUCAUGACCCGUAAGAUGACAGGAGGGACCUUGGUGUCCUUUUUCUUGUACCUGAACCGCCUCAAGACAUCAUUGGAAAAACUGGUGGUUGAAGUAUAUGCACAAUUGAUGUUGGCGGCGGGAGCAUCCAAAAAGCUCGUCGAAUACAUAGACCUUGAUCCGGGAACAAAGCACGACAACGUGCUGGCACCUGCGAGACUGGAAGGAAACAUCGAGUUCAGAGAUGUGUCGUUUGCCUACCCGUCCAGAAAGAACGUGCAAGUUUUAAAGGAUCUCUCCUUCAAGGUGUCUCCAGGCGAAGUUGUUGCCCUGGUCGGCCCAAGCGGCAGCGGAAAGAGCACCUGCUUCAAUCUACUGGAACACUUCUAUGAGACCAUGUCAGGCCAGGUGCUGCUAGAUGGUAACCCCAUCAUGGCGUAUGAUCACAAGUUUCUACAUCGAAUGGUAGCGUUGGUUGGACAAGAACCGGUGCUGUUUGCCCGCUCCAUCAAGGACAACAUCUCCUAUGCCCUGGACAACUGCAGCUUGGAGGAGGUGCAGCGCGUUGCCAGGCAGGCCAACGCCCAUCAGUUCAUCACGGAGCUGCCCGAGGGGUACGAGACGGAGACUGGGGAGAAGGGGAUGCAGCUGUCCGGGGGGCAGAAGCAGAGGGUGGCGAUCGCCCGGGCGCUGAUCAGGAAACCAGCGGUGCUACUACUGGAUGAGGCCACUAGUGCUUUAGAUGCUGAGAGUGAGCAAACGGUCCAGCAGGCUAUCGAAAACCUGCACGGGCACACGGUCAUCGUGAUCGCCCACCGCCUGAGCACCGUGGAGAAGGCUGACCGCAUCAUCGUCAUCGACAAGGGGACCGUGGUGGAGCAGGGGCGGCACGGGGAGCUGAUGCAGCAGGACGGGCUGUACGCAAAGAUGGCGAGGCGACAGUUGUUAGGACUGGACAAGCCUGGAUAAUGCUUAGCCUAGUAGAUCCUACGGCAGCAUAACAUAGUAUCAAAAGCUGGCAGAAGAGUGAAGCCGGCCUAGGAGUGUGUUUGGCUCCGGUAUCAUUAUCGUCUGGUAGCUUAACACACUCGGCUGCACUCCUCUGCCAGCUUUUGAUACUAUGCUACCGUAGGAUCUGCUUAGAAAUUAGGAUAAUGCUACGGACAGUCAUUUUCAAAGGAGCAUCUUUCGGGAACGGAAAGUAUAAUAAUUCAAUAGACAACGAAAUAUGCAGAACGUACAUGUAAAACAAGUAAAGUCAUUAACAUAAUUUCUAUUUUUCGUGUCCCAAAACAUCCCGACCGGGCUCCGCUUGAAAAUGUGACCGUUGCAAUGACACCCCUUUCUACCAGAGACUGAUCAUGAGAUGAGGAGCUCCUAGCGACCGGUAAUAUGCUGUCACAAAGCAUGAAAAUCAAUCGACCGACCAGCCUGUGAGGUCUAAAUGACAUUUUUGGCAGUACACCCGGUGUUCUUUUGAGCGGUCGAUUUAUUUUGAGGGAGCAGACUUUCAGGUGAAAAACGCCUUCAAGCCUUAGGCGAUUCUACUACCCUCUGGAGAUCAACAAAUACGGUCGAAGUUUCGU
This is a messenger RNA of Branchiostoma floridae (Florida lancelet), 3254 nucleotides long. RefSeq names its product ATP-binding cassette sub-family B member 9-like. Gene Ontology annotation, cellular component: lysosomal membrane. The transcript is spliced from 11 exons. The record is from RefSeq and is a predicted model, not a curated record. Gene Ontology annotation, molecular function: ATP hydrolysis activity; ATP binding; ABC-type oligopeptide transporter activity. Gene Ontology annotation, biological process: transmembrane transport; peptide transport. Bases 298 to 2637 code for a protein of 779 amino acids. NCBI's taxonomy places the organism in Eukaryota, Metazoa, Chordata, Leptocardii, Amphioxiformes, Branchiostomatidae.